GUGUUCUCAUAUUGUGCUGGCAAGCAGGCGAUAGGCUCUUCUGUUGAUCCUCGUCAGCUGCUAUCAUGAAACCCCACUGUGCCCAUGGCUUGGUGUGCAGUCCGGUACAGAACUCCACCGAAUAGUUUACGCCGGCGGCCAAGCUAUUUUGAAUGAGACGGCAGAGACCGUCUAAUUUAGCUUUGAUUAGAAUUUCGAUGCGCGCUAUAAUUCGGUAAUUCCAAGGGGAAGAUCGGCUCUGCAUUUCGUGUCACAUUACGGCGACUGGGCUAUCUGUCGCCAUUAGGGUAGCCUUCCAAUGGUAGGCUACUCGAUUGACGGUUUUUAAUAAUAUUUUUAGGUAGAAGUGUAGUUUUAGUCUAAUGAUAUCUGCGGUUUACUGAUAGGCUUGGUUUCUGCGCUUUCAAGGAUACGACAACGACACGUCCGAGGAGCAAUUGACUCGUGCGAGUGUUUUUUCUUAUCUGUGUCCACGAGCUGAGGAGAAGAAGCCGCAAUCAUGUUCGAGGCGAGAGGGAUUCUUUUUAUUCUGCUUGACAUAGCCUGUUUAAUUAUCGGGGGACUGCCCCUGGCAGCCUUUAAUUUGGGCAAAAUCAAGCCCUAUCAGAGGGGCUUUUUCUGUAACGAUGACAGCAUCAGCUACCCCUUCCACCAGAGUACAGUCACCUCCAUUGUGCUCUACACGGCGGGCUUCGCUCUGCCCAUUUGCUGUAUGGUCUUUGGAGAGUGCCUUUCAGUCUAUCUAAAGCGCAUCAAAUCAAAGUCCUCUUUCAGCAACAUGUAUGUGGGCAGUGUUUACAAAGCCAUCGGCACCUUCGUGUUCGGGGCUGCCAUGAGCCAAUCGCUCACUGACAUCGCCAAGUAUUCGAUUGGUCGGCUGCGACCUCACUUCCUGGACGUGUGCAAGCCCGACUGGAAGCUGAUCAACUGCACGGCAGGCGCCUACAUUGAGGACUUCACCUGCACCGGGGAUACGCACAUGGUCAACGAGGCCAGGCUGUCCUUCUACUCCGGCCACUCCUCCUUCUCCAUGUACUGCAUGCUGUUCCUGGCACUAUACAUCCAGGCCAGACUGCAGGCAGAGUGGGCUAGACUCCUGAGACCAACACUCCAGUUCUUCCUGAUCGCUGCAUCCGUUUACACUGGCCUGUCCCGUGUGUCCGACUACAAACACCACUGGAGCGACGUCCUGGCUGGCCUUAUUCAGGGAGCACUCGUGGCCAUACUGGUGGUAUUUGUAGUGUCAGACUUCUUCAAGAAGAGGGUGGAGCCCCAGGAGGAUGUGGAGAUUCCCCACACCAGCCUGCAAGAGACGCCCACUAACGGAAACCAUUACGACAGCAGCCCCAACUAAGCUAUAGAGAAGAGGAACCGUUUACUGCAUGCACAUCAUACCCCACUAAGGGUCGGACCACUGGGGUGGAAAGAAAUUAUGCGUCUCAAAUGGUACCCUACUCCCUACAUUGGGUCCUGGUCAAAACUAGUGCACUAUGGAGGGAAUAGGGCGCCAUCUGGGAAUGAACCAGACAUGUGAAUGUAACCCUGCUUUGUGCUUUCCUGACCUAUGACCUGGAGCCAAGCUGUCUGAGCUUGUCCCACCCAUGUUGCCUUGGCUGGGCUGCUACUAUUACAGCUUCCUGUGUAUUAUCCAGACCAAUAUAAUGCAUCUUCACCUGAAGCAACAACAAAACAUUGUUUUAUCCAGCUGUAUGUUAGAAGAAAUCACUAUACAGACUUUUAUUAAAAUUGUUGAAGUAUGUACAAAUGUUGCGCUUUUUGGAAGGAAAAUAAGCCAUUUUAUGCUUAACACAU
Oncorhynchus kisutch (coho salmon) is the source of this 1812-nucleotide messenger RNA. RefSeq names its product phospholipid phosphatase 1. Gene Ontology annotation, cellular component: plasma membrane. Lineage: Eukaryota; Metazoa; Chordata; Actinopteri; Salmoniformes; Salmonidae. The record is from RefSeq and is a predicted model, not a curated record. Gene Ontology annotation, molecular function: phosphatidate phosphatase activity. Gene Ontology annotation, biological process: signal transduction; phospholipid dephosphorylation; phospholipid metabolic process. The transcript is spliced from 6 exons. Bases 500 to 1354 code for a protein of 284 amino acids.